GACGAGGACAGUGAAGCUGAGUUUGCUGGGGAGAGCGCUGCUGACAAGCGUCGUCGCCUGGCUAAGCAGUACUUGGAGAACCUGAAGCAAGAGGUUGGUGGUGACUAUGACUUUGACGCGAAGGACCUGGACGACGAGAUCAUCUCGAAGAGACUGAAAGAAGACGUUGCAGAGACCAAGGGCCACGUCUACAGAUUCAUUGCGGACAAUCUGUUGUUGUCAGAUGUGCAGCCUUCGAUCACCAGAAUUGGAUCGAAGGCGUUGACGGGAUUAUCUGUGCGAUUCCCAUAUGCAUAUACAAUUUCAAAAGAUACAGAGCUGGUUAAAUGGGACAUCAGCGACUUCAAGAAGAAGCCAUUGAGGUUGAAACACACCAAGGGUGGUAAGAAAUUCACACAGAUCGACUCUGAUCCUUCUAAGAAUGGACACUCGGAUGAGAUUCUCACGGUUGCUGCGAGCCCUGAUGGAAGAUACGUCAUCACCGGUGGAAGAGACAAAAGAAUCAUCGUAUGGAGCACAGAGGCAUUGGCAUGUCAAAGGGUGUUAGAGACUCGUGAUCGCCGUGGUGAAGUUAUGGGCCUUGUGUUCCGUCGUGGAUCUGAUCAGCUGUACGCUGCAUGCGCAGACCUCAAGGUGAGAACCUAUAGCAUAAACCAGUUUGCGCAGUUGGAGAUCUUGUACGGUCACCAGGACACUGUGGCGGAUAUAAGUGCACUGGGACAAGAACGUUGUGUCACUGUGGGAUCGAGAGAUCGGUGUGCCAUGUUGUGGAAAAUUGCCGAUGAGACGAGAUUGACCUUUAGAGGUGGUGAGAAUGAAAAGAAGAAGAAGAAGAAAAGAAGAGAUGACGAUGAGAUGGAUCUCGAUGAUAAACAAGAAGAGCAUGAGGAGAAGUUCUUUGCGGAGGGCAGUAUCGAUUGUGUUUCUAUGAUUGACGAUACCUACUUUGUUACAGGUUCUGAUAACGGAAGUAUAUCUCUCUGGUCCUUGGCAAAGAAGAAGCCAAUCUUCAUCCAACACUGUGCUCAUGGUGUGCUACCAAGUGUCGCAAGUGAUAAGGCUUCUGCAGAGAAUGAUCCAGCAUUAAGAGAACAACAAGUUCCUCAGCCACAGCCUUAUUGGAUCACUUCACUCCAUGCAAUUCCCUACUCCAACGUGUUCUUCUCUGGAUCUUGGAAUGGAACCAUCAAAGUUUGGAAGUUGGAGGACAAUUUGAGAUCUUUUACACCAUUGGGUGAGCUGCCUAAUGCCAAGGGCAUCGUCACAAGAAUCGAUGUUGCAGAGAGUGGACCUCAUGGUAAGGAAAGCAUCAGGGUCAUUGCUGCAAUGUCCAAGGAGCACAGAUUGGGACGUUGGAUAGACGCUGGUAGAGGUGCUCGUAAUCACAUAUACUCUGCUGUUAUUGAUCAA
This is a messenger RNA of Williopsis jadinii, 1410 nucleotides long. RefSeq names its product ribosomal RNA-processing protein RRP9 (gene RRP9). Gene Ontology annotation, cellular component: small-subunit processome. The record is from RefSeq and is a predicted model, not a curated record. Gene Ontology annotation, molecular function: snoRNA binding; protein binding. The annotation marks the transcript as partial. NCBI's taxonomy places the organism in Eukaryota, Fungi, Ascomycota, Saccharomycetes, Phaffomycetales, Wickerhamomycetaceae. The transcript has a single exon.